Molecule: messenger RNA, 799 nt
Organism: Paramacrobiotus metropolitanus
Lineage: Eukaryota; Metazoa; Tardigrada; Eutardigrada; Parachela; Macrobiotidae
Product: protein Flattop-like
Exons: 4
Coding region: 132-563 (143 amino acids)
Biological process (GO): cilium organization
Cellular component (GO): ciliary basal body
Source: RefSeq, a predicted model, not a curated record
CAAGAUUAGCAUUGAAAACCCAGCUUAGGUUUCUAGCUUAGCUGGAAAUCCGUUAAUUUUGCGUGUGUUGAUCUAAAACUUGAAUUCUUGACGAAUCCUAUGAAGAAACGGUUUGGCAUCUUGAGCUUAAAAUGUCAUCGAACUACAGCGCCAAUCAGAUUAAUGGAUUAUUCUGGUUAUUCCAGUAUGACGGAGCAUACAAGCCGUCCACCAUGCGCAACUGGCAGACAGGAUGGGCGCAGCUGCGAGCGGACGCCACUGCAAAGCGCCCCAAUUUCCAAACCGGAGUAACAAUUCCCUUCUGCGAUCUGAACGGUCGCUUCGUCGACACUAAAUAUCGCGGUCCCACAGCGACGGCAUAUCCCAGCUUCGUCAGUACGUGGAACCUCCCGCGUCGGUUAGACGUCCAUCCCAACAUGCUGAAUGCCACAGCGCGCAAGGAUGGCGCAGCUGCGGAACUGAAGACGGCCUACCAACAGGGAAUGCAGGCGUUGCAUCCCUCGCUGGCCGAGCGGAUGCGGCAGAACACGCAGAUCGUGCAACGAACCGGGAAGAAAGCGUAGACGCUCUCCAGCCAGUUUAUUCGUCAAUAUAUUAUUUACGCACAAUAUUUUAGAAACAAAUUACUUCUCAUACCGUGGCGCUUUAAGGCCACGGUACGGAUACAACCUGCUUAUUGUAAUUAAAGUCUGGCUGACAAUUUAUUCAGAAUUUGAAGCAGACACUAUAGCUAUGCAGACACUAUAGCAGACACGCUAUGCAGACACUAUAGCGCACCGAAUGUUUCCGAGUCAUUGAA